Molecule: messenger RNA, 1648 nt
Organism: Dioscorea cayenensis subsp. rotundata (Guinea yam)
Lineage: Eukaryota; Viridiplantae; Streptophyta; Magnoliopsida; Dioscoreales; Dioscoreaceae
Product: protein TIC 62, chloroplastic
Exons: 14
Coding region: 72-1403 (443 amino acids)
Source: RefSeq, a predicted model, not a curated record
ACAACCAUUGUUUCUUGAUUGAGAAUUAAAUUCAAAAAAUAUAAAAAAAAAAGUUAGGAAAAUAAAUAAAGAUGAAGCUCUUAGCUUUGCAUUCAUCUCCAAUUCCAAUCCAUGGGAUUUCAGGAAGGAAUUCAAUUGAGAAAUCAAUCUUCUUUUCUGGCUGUUCUCUUGGAAUUCCAGCAAACAAGAGAUGCACAGAUGCCAGGAAAUCAUCAGCUUCACUUGAUUUUAGGGUUCGAGCUGUUGGAUCAGUUGGGUCGAGUCAAAAGACGGCAAAUGUGAAUGAACCAGAUAAAAUUAAAACUGAUAAAGACGUUGUAUUUGUUGCAGGUGCUACUGGUAGAGUAGGUUCAAGGACUGUGAGAGAGCUCUUGAAGCUUGGUUUCCAAGUACGUGCAGGCGUGCGGAGUGCUCAGAGAGCACAAACACUCGUUGAAAGUGUUCGACAAAUGAAACUUGAUGAUAGUUCUGGAAGUAAACCUGUAGAAAAGCUUGAAAUCAUUGAAUGUGAUUUGGAGAAUCAAGGUGGAAUAGGCGCAGCGAUUGGGAAUGCCUCCAUAGUCAUCUGCUGCAUAGGAGCCAGUGAAAAGGAGGUUUUCGAUAUAACAGGACCAUAUCGUAUUGACUAUAAAGCUACUGAAAAUCUUAUUAAUGCAGCAACUGUUGCAAAAGUUGAUCACUUCAUUUUGGUCUCUUCUCUGGGAACGAAUAAGAUUGGUUUUCCUGCAGCAAUUUUGAACUUAUUUUGGGGGGUUCUCAUCUGGAAAAGAAAAGCCGAAGAAGCAUUAAUGGCCAGCGGCCUGCCUUACACGAUUGUUAGGCCAGGAGGGAUGGAGCGGCCUACAGAUGCUUUCAAGGAAACACAUAAUCUCACUCUCUCACCUGACGACACAUUGUUUGGUGGCCUAGUCUCAAAUCUUCAGGUUGCCGAACUCAUGGCAUGCAUGGCAAAAAAUACAAGGCUAUCUUACUGCAAAGUUGUGGAAGCAAUCGCUGAAACAACUGCACCUUUAACUCCCAUGGAAGAGCUUCUUGCCAAGAUACCUUCAAAAAGGGAGCUACCUCCUGAACCUCCCAUUCCUGCUCCUAAACCUGAGGAUGUUGUUGUUCAAUCAGAAGCUUCAAAGCCAAGACCACUUUCCCCUUACUCUAUGUAUGAUGAUUUGAAGCCACCAACAUCCCCCACUCCAACACCAAGCAGUUCUCUUGAUCUUCAAGAGAAGGAACAAGCAAAAUUCACACCUCAAAAACACCAACCUCUUUCUCCUUACACUGUAUACGAAGAUUUGAAACCGCCGACAUCUCCUACACCAACUCCUAGCAUUGCUUCAAGUCUGAAGGACAUUAACGUAGAUGGUGUCGUGUCAUUAGGAUCGAACUCGGGCAAAGGUAUGCAGAUAUGAAGCCUCCCACAUCUCCAAUGCCAUCUCUUCCAAAGUACUAGCUUUACUCAAAGAUGUUUCAGGAGGGAUUACUGCAGCAAUCAAAUAAAAAAAUUUGCUUAAUUUCUGAUCAUAUAUUGAUUAUUGAAUGCCAAAUCAUGGCUGUUCCUUAAUCCUUGUAAUCUUUUCUUACUAUUUUGAUGUGCACUGUAUCAAUGGUUUUUUAUAUGUGUUGUAUAAUAUUCAACGCAAAGACGCUUCACCAA